AGACGAGCCUUGACAAAGACCUCCAAGAACAAUUUCCACGCGCGAUGAUCCUUAUCCUAGCAGCAACAUAUCUGUUAAUUGAGUUGAGUGUAGCGGCCAAUCCGUGUACGACCAGCAGUUAUUCUGACGGCUGUAGUAUCCCUGGUGAUCUCCCUUUCUUCUACAAGGAUACAUUCACCCAAAACUGUAACCAACAUGACGUCUGUUAUUUCUGUGCAGUUCAGUAUGGGUUGGGCAGACAUGACUGCGAUGAUCUAUUCCUGAAGAACAUGCAGGUAUCAUGUAACCACCUGGACCGGAGAAGAUUCCUGUUUGGCAGUGAUGGUAAUACCCAACCUACACACCAUGCCUGUAUGGCUUCAGCGUUUGUCUAUUACGAGGCAGUAUAUCUGGGUGCUGAAAGCCACUUCGAGCAAACAUCGCCACCUUGGUGUGGCGAGAGCUGGGUUCGACAAUGUUUACCAUAAUCAUAUAAUAUGUUAACAGUUUUUUAUUGUCAUUUUUGACAAACCAAAUACAUUUUUGAUAUCUCCAUUGCUCA
Messenger RNA from Pecten maximus, 541 nucleotides. RefSeq lists its product as uncharacterized. The transcript is spliced from 3 exons. Gene Ontology annotation, molecular function: A2-type glycerophospholipase activity. The record is from RefSeq and is a predicted model, not a curated record. The coding region runs from base 45 to 467 and encodes 140 amino acids. NCBI's taxonomy places the organism in Eukaryota, Metazoa, Mollusca, Bivalvia, Pectinida, Pectinidae. Gene Ontology annotation, biological process: arachidonate secretion; phospholipid metabolic process.